Messenger RNA from Bemisia tabaci, 2364 nucleotides. RefSeq names its product glycosyltransferase 25 family member. Gene Ontology annotation, molecular function: procollagen galactosyltransferase activity. NCBI's taxonomy places the organism in Eukaryota, Metazoa, Arthropoda, Insecta, Hemiptera, Aleyrodidae. The record is from RefSeq and is a predicted model, not a curated record.
UUAACUUUUUUGUGUACAUUGGGCGAUGAUCGUAGACAAGUACAGCAUGAAGCGCCCAAAAUUUAAGACGGUGUUUUGAGGGAAGUACAAGGCAUGAUAGUUUGAGGUUAUUUUUAUUAAUUCCUGUAAACACUAAACUUUGAGAACAUCAUUUCACUGAUGAUCUUUCUUCACCAGCAGUGUAACUGCCCUUUGCAAAAAUGAAUACCUUUAGUCUAUGUUUAGUUUUAAUUAUUUUCCUCAUCGAUCUCAAUGUGAUCUCUAGUCAGAGUGUGUCUGUCGGUGGUGAUGUGAAACCAAACACAUUAGUCAUCGCUUUUUUAGUCAGGAAUAAAGCGCAUACUUUACCAUACUUUUUAACAUUACUGGAGAAUCUCAACUAUCCCAAACAGCGGAUUAAACUAUGGAUCCGAAGUGACCACAAUGUCGAUAACUCCAUUGAAAUCCUUGAUGCAUGGCUUUCCAAAGUAUCCUCAUCGUACAGUUCUAUAAAUACUCAUUUCGCACCAUCGCCACCAACGGAAUUUAAGGAUGAAGAAGGACCCACACAUUGGUCAGAGAGUCGGUUCACUCACAUAAUGCGGCUUCGGGAAGAAGCUCUCAUGUACUCAAGAGAGACAUGGGCUGACUACCUACUGUUUAUCGACUGUGAUGUAUUUCUUACUUAUCCGGAUGUGAUACAAGAUAUGGUCUCGAAGAACUAUCCUUUAGUAUCGCCAGUGCUCCAGUCAAGUGGGCUUUACUCCAAUUUCUGGGGCGGCAUGACAAGCGAUUUCUAUUAUUAUCGCUCUGAUGACUAUGAAUCUAUUUUAUUCCGCAAAGAGAAAGGCUGUUUCAAAGUUCCUAUGAUCCACUCUUGUGUCUUCAUUGAUCUGAGGUAUCAGUCCACUGAUAAAUUAUCUUACUUACCGGAAAAAGUUCCUGGCUAUCAUGGUCCACAUGAUGAUAUCAUCACAUUCGCCCUAGCAGCAAAUUUGUCUGGUAUUCCACUUCAUGUCUGUAAUGAAAAUACUCACGGAUUUGUUAUGGUCCCAUUAGAAAGAGACACUCCUCUAGAAUCUGAUGAAAGCCAGUUGACGAACAUCAAGCUUGAAGUUUUAUUGACCGGGCCGCCGCUGUCAGUUAGUGAAUCGUUGUCGCGUUUUGUGAAAAAAAGUGAAAAAACAUCUUGGGGACUUAGUCGGACAUACCUCAUCAACUUAGAGCGCAGACCUGAACGUAGAAAACGAAUGAUGGACUGCUUUGAUGUGCUAGGACUGGAGGUGACUGUACUCAAUGCAGUUGAUGGCAGUUUAUUGGACGAAACGGAGCUGACCCGUCGAGGUGUACAGUUCCUCCCCGGAUAUCGGGACCCCUACCACAAAAGGCCGAUGACCAAAGGCGAGAUUGGGUGUUUCCUGAGCCACUUCCGCAUUUGGAAAGAGAUAGUCGAGGAAAACUUGGAUGUAGUCAUGGUCUUAGAAGACGAUGUCCGAUUCGAGCAUUAUUUCAAAAGUAAACUGGAACAAGUCUUGGACGAAUUGAGAACUUUGCCUGAUUUUGACUGGGAUUUCGUGUACUUGGGCCGAAAGCGACUCUUGCAGAACGUAACAGAGGAUCAGGUCAUCGGAUCAGAGUUUUUGCGGCACGUCUCCUACUCGUACUGGACGAUUGGCUACCUUAUAAGUCUCUCAGGUGCUCAGAAACUGCUGGCUGCCAAACCUUUGAAUAACCUGCUACCAGUCGAUGAAUUCCUGCCCAUCAUGUACAAUCAGCAGCCCCAAGAAUCUUGGGCACAGUAUUACCCAGAACGGAACUUACUAGCGUACGUGGCAGAACCCCUCUUGUUAUAUCCAGCUCUGUAUGUUAACGAACCGGGAUAUGUCAGCGAUACUGAAAAUUCUACAACCAUCAAAGUUACCCAAACGACUGAAAGGAGGGAAGAGCUGUAAAACUUCUUAUUUCAACUUUGUUGCCUCUUCCUUGAUGGAAAAUGUUGCAUCUGCUAUCUUACUAAUGGAUUUUGAAUUGAUAUCAAUAUUUCUGAGAUAGUUGUUCUACUCUGACGCAAUUAACUGGUGGUGAUAAAAAUAUUUAUCCAGGAUCUGAUUUAUAAUUUCUUGUACUCUAACUGACUGAAAUUAUUAACCAUGUGCCAUAUCUUGUCUCUGAUAAGUUACCUGUUUUAUCCUCUUGUGCAAACACUGAAGCUGAAUUCUGCCAGGGCCAAGAAAAAUGGUAAACUUGUCUGAACUAUGUAAUUUACAUAAAAAUGAUUGUAAUUUUUUUUACCUUCAAAAUUGAUUUCCUAAACAAGUUUGUGCUUCUAGUAAUAGAUGGCUCAAUCACUUUGCAUUGAAAUUAAAGUAUUUUUAUAAAAUCUCA